Molecule: messenger RNA, 1917 nt
Organism: Oldenlandia corymbosa var. corymbosa
Lineage: Eukaryota; Viridiplantae; Streptophyta; Magnoliopsida; Gentianales; Rubiaceae
Source: the annotation of a GenBank genome assembly
AUGGGGGGACUGAUGAAGCUGAAUCAGCAUCAUCAUCAUAAUGGAGUUAGCAGCAAUGGGAACAGCAGCAACCGAGGGAAACAGCCAUAUGGGUUGAUGAUAAUCUUGGCAUUUGGAGCUGCCAUAAUUGGAGUUAUGGUUCUCCACAAGGUUAGGGAGAGAAGAGUUAUCAACCUACUUGUUCAGGAGAAAGACAGUCAGCUUUCCAGCCUUCAUCUUCUUCUCCAGAAGGAAAGAGAACAUGCAAGGGAAGCUAAAUGGAAACUUGAAGAGAUGAAAACGAAAUUACAUUCUCUUCGAGCCCAAAAAAGGGGACUUGACAACAGGAUUUCAGAGAUGCAGUCGACAAUUUCUUCCCUUAGAGAAGAACAAAGGACAAUCGAAGCAGCACUGGAUGAAAGGCAAAAUCAGAUCAAGUUGAUGAGAGAAAGAUAUGCAGAGGAUAGCAAUGAAAAUCUUGAAGUUAAAGCCCUAUCAAAAAUGCUACGACAGAAAGAAUCUGAGGUUGAAGACUUGAGGAGCCGUCUUCAAACGCCUGUGAAAGUCUGGUCGGUCAGCACAGAUGAUCCAUCAACUGCAAAUGUAAAUUUGCAGACUGCAACUAGCAUCACAGAAAGGGAAGAUAUACGAGCCACUAAACUGCCAGAAACUAACACUGGGGUGCAAGAAACUGCAAACCAUGAAGCUGAAAGGACUACGAUGGAACUUGCAGAGAGUGAAAGUAAAGCUGCAGAAUUUGCAAAUGAACAAAGUGCUACACAAGGGAAGGACACAACAAAGGACGGAGGAGAAACUGUCAAGAGCGGAGAAAAGCUCACAGCGGAGACAGAAAAGGUGUAUAAUUCUAAAGAGAUCAUCUCCGAACAUGGAAAUGGAAAUCUUGAAGAGAGAAACGCUGGGGAAGAACAUUUCAGUGAUCAAUUGCAAGCUGGGAAUGUUUCAGGCAAUGAAGAGGAAAAGAACUCCACAAAAGUUCACACUGUUGAGGACCAUGAUAAUGAAGGGACAAGAUCUGGAGAUGAAAUUCAUAAAGAGUACUCCACAGAAAAUAAGAUCCUUCAAACUACAGAGGAGGAUCUGCAAGGAAGAAUCUUAAGUUUUCAAGGUGCUGAAAAUAAAGAUUCUGAAUUGAAGUUAGAGCUUUCCAAUCAGCCACUGAUUGGUAGAAACAGGCAGGACGGUGGACGCUAUUUGAGAAAGACCAAAAGAAAGAAGUUGUAUAAAAUUUAUAGAAGUAGGAAAGACAUAGAGAACUCCAUAAAGAACAGCUCAGCAGCUAUUAUCAACGCAACAUACACUGGUGCUGCAGCUGAAAGCAAAUUGGACAAAGACGGAUACCACGGAACAUUAUCUGGUGUGGGAAAUCAUUUCAAGAGUUUGAGUGUUGAAAAUGAUUUGGGUCUAGAGAAUCAUGAGAGAAAGACUGCUGAUGAGCUUUCAAAGGAUGGACUCCGAGGACAGGAAAUAAGGGAACAAGGAGUUGAGCAUGGAGAAGAGCAAAAACUGGACAUGAAAGAACUAGAAACUAGCACCGAGGAAAGUAAAGGUAUUUCACAUGGAAGUGAACUGCUGAGACAUGACAAAGAUGGUCAAGAGUUGAGUAAAGAAGAAAAUGCCACCAUUGCACUGGAGGUGGAGAAAAGAGAAGCAGUAAACACCACAGGCAUAAGCACUUCACUGGAUCACAUUUCCCUGAAGGACACGCCAACAAAUACAACCCCACAUUUGGAGGACGACAUGCUCCUAACUGAGCAGCAAAACAAUUUUGACCCCAAAUAUGAAGCUACACGCACAGAGCAACCAGAAGAAAGGACAGAGACUCGUUUCAAAGCUGAGGUUUCUGAACAAACAGACCCAGUUGACAAUGAUGAUGAACCAGAGAACCUUCAGAUGGAAGAUGCAACACAAACAGAAUAA